Molecule: messenger RNA, 906 nt
Organism: Drosophila serrata
Lineage: Eukaryota; Metazoa; Arthropoda; Insecta; Diptera; Drosophilidae
Cellular component (GO): extracellular region
Molecular function (GO): chitin binding
Source: RefSeq, a predicted model, not a curated record
AUGAGUAGAGAACUUUUACUAGUGAUUACGAUUUUGGUAUGCGGAAUAUUGGCAACCAGAGCUGAGGAUGGCACAACAACUGAAGGAGAGGCUGAAGCUUCUUCAAGCACAAGUUCUCCCGCGUUCGAUGAGAAUGAUGAAGAUAGUUCCUUAAUUUUGGGUAACCUCAGUCUAUGCGGAAAUGUGGCGGAUAAUGUGUUCCUGCCCUUUGUGGGAGACUGCAAUAAGUAUUAUCUCUGUCGGUCUGGCCAGGCCAUAGCCCUGCAGUGUGAAUGGCCCUACCAGUUCGAUGCUCCCAGCCAGAGCUGCGUGAAUCCCGGCAAGGCGGACUGUCUGCCCACCUGUGAGGCCUUCAACUUUACCACCUUUAGUUACCAGCGCACCUGCACCAAGUACGUGCUCUGCUACUAUGGACGUCCUGUCCUGAGGGAGUGCCAUGAUGGCCUCCAGUACAACUCCCAAACGGAUCGAUGCGACUUCCCCAAGAAUGUGGACUGUGUGGAGUCAGAGUGUUCCAUUUACUACAAUGCCUAUCAUUUGCGUUAUGUGCCCAGCAAAGUGUCCUGCGAGAAGUACUUCCUCUGUGGUAAUGGAGUUCCUAGGGAGCAGACCUGUACGUCAGGCUUGUACUUUAGCACCAAAUGCGAUUGUUGCGAUAUUCCAUCAAAUUCAGAUUGUCAGAUCCCUGCUGAUCAGCGGAAGGCGCAGUUCUUCUCCCGUCUUCGUCCUGGAGUAGUUGAAGGAAUUUGUCCUCCUACAGGUAUCCACAUCUUUGCCCACGAGUCACGCCAGGAUGCCUACUAUUACUGCGUUGAAGGUCAUGGUUUGAUCCUGGACUGCUCUCCGGGUCUUUGGUAUGACCCUAAGAUUCAGGAGUGCCGUGAACCCCAUAAUCUAGGCCGUUAA